Molecule: messenger RNA, 2937 nt
Organism: Bufo gargarizans (Asiatic toad)
Lineage: Eukaryota; Metazoa; Chordata; Amphibia; Anura; Bufonidae
Product: cytochrome P450 2C5-like
Exons: 11
Coding region: 512-1996 (494 amino acids)
Biological process (GO): xenobiotic metabolic process
Cellular component (GO): cytoplasm; intracellular membrane-bounded organelle
Molecular function (GO): iron ion binding; oxidoreductase activity, acting on paired donors, with incorporation or reduction of molecular oxygen, reduced flavin or flavoprotein as one donor, and incorporation of one atom of oxygen; heme binding
Source: RefSeq, a predicted model, not a curated record
GCUGCUUGUGCAGAGCUGUCAUCCGGCUGUUCAGGGCUGUGUGUCAGAUCUCAAUCUCACAUAUCAAAUUUCAUCAGAGGACAACCUCUUGGUAUGGCAACAUUGAUUUCUUUCCAUGGUUUGGACCUUCAUCACAACACAGCACCGUCUAGUGGCACAGAUUGGGAACGUGUCAGAUUUCUGGCGUAAUAGGAAUGUGUUGAGAUACAUUGUAGCAUUGGCAGGCAUCCAAUGUAAAAAAGACCAAGGUCUACUUAGCAGAAAACAGACCAUGAAAACCAAGCUGUAAUUUAUUUCCUGCUAACAACAGAAACCAGUUAUCCCAGAAUAAAGCGGGAUCAGCUGACAGGACUCAGGGGUUAUCCAGGGAUAAAUAGGAAGAGAACAAGGAGUGAAAAGAUUUUGUUUUCAGUGUUUAGAACCCAGCAUCACAACCUGACCUGCUAAACCUAAGUGGAAUAGCCUUCUUCAGCCUGAGAUACCGGGACCACAAGACGAUUUGACCAUCACCAUGUUCAGCGUGGAUAUUAUCACACUUAUUCUCUUCCUCCUUAUUUUCCUUCUUCUGAGCAAAGUAUUUUAUAAGAAGGAAAGCAAAAACAAGAAUUUUCCACCAGGACCAAACUGCUUACCAAUCAUUGGGAAUAUGCAUUUAUUUGAUGUAAAGAACCCUUCCAAAACAUUCACCCAGCUGAGCAACAGGUUUGGCCCAGUGUUCAGUGUCCAAUUAGGAAUGCAGAAGGUUGUGGUUUUGUAUGGAUAUGAUGCGCUAAAGGACGCUUUUGUCAACCAUGCUAAUGAAUUCGCCGACAGAGCUGACAUACCGAUAUUUACCGAAACAUCAAAUGGACAUGGUAUUGUCUUUUCUAAUGGCGAAAACUGGAAAGUAAUGAGAAGAUUUACUCUUUCAAAGUUGAAAGACUUUGGAAUGGGGAAGAAAUCUUUAGAAGAUCGGAUAAAUGAAGAAUGCGACUCAUUAGUACAGACAUUUAAGUCAUAUGGAGGGCAGCCGUUUGAGAACACGACCAUCAUUAACACUGCUGUGGCUAAUGUCAUUGUGUCUAUAUUACUUGGCCACCGAUACGAUUAUGGAGAUCCAACGAUCCUUAAACUCAUGAGAUUAGUCGAUGAAAACUUUAAGCUGCUGGGUAGCCCAAUGAUCACGUUGUACAACAUGUACCCUAACAUAAUGCGCUGGUUACCUGGAGGACAUAGGACAGUUUUCAAAAAUAAUUCGACAUUAAAAAACUUUAUAAUGGAAACGUUCACCAUGCAGAAGAGUCGACUGGACAUUAAUCACCAGGAGAACUUCAUUGAUGCCUUUCUGAUAAAGCAACUAGAGAAUAGUCCUGAAUCGGAUCUGUACUUUCACAAUAGCAACUUAAUCAUGCUUGUUUCCAAUUUGUUUGUUGCCGGGUUGGAAACUACUUCUACAACUCUGAGAUGGGGCCUCCUGUUGAUGAUGAAAUAUCCCGAGGUCCAAAAAAAAGUUCAAAAGGAAAUUGAACAAGUCAUUGGCUUUCGCCAGCCCCAGAUCGAACAUCGCAAGCAAAUGCCCUACACGGACGCUGUAAUACAUGAGAUUCAGAGAUUUGGGAAUAUUAUACCUGCUAUUGCUCCACAUGCUACAGCUCAAGACGUGAUGUUCAGAGGCUACUUCCUGCCAAAAGGCACCCAUGUUCUUCCAUUACUGGCUACUGUACUGAAGGACAAAAAAUACUUCGAAAAACCGGAUGAAUUUUAUCCAGAACAUUUUCUCAAUUCUCAAGGACAUUUUAUGAAAAAUGAAGCAUUUCUGCCUUUCUCAGCAGGUAAAAGACGGUGCACUGGAGAGAUUCUGGCUAAUGCUGAACUGUUCCUCUUCUUUACAAGACUGUUGCAGAACUUUUCUUUCCAGGCUCCUCCUGGCACUGAUGUGGAUAUUACCCCUGUAGUUGGGUUCACCAGUGCUCCCAUGAUCCAUGAAAUGUGUGCUGUGCCACGUCAUAAUGACUAACUGGGCUGGUGGAGCCCCAUGGUCAAAAAACUUUGGUGGGGGUCUCACCCAAAUAAGUGUCAUAUACUUUGUGGCUGUUUAAUUUAGCCACACCAUUGGUGCUUUGUUGUCCUCUUCAAAUGUCAACAAUGAUGACAUCUUCUCUAUGACACCUGACCACACUCUCCACUGCUGUAAAAUGUAUGGCAAUAAUCAUGAAAGCUUGGCCACCAAAUAUCAUCUAGUCAUAAGAGCUGACAGAGAGGAUGUUAAAACUUUAAUAUUGAUGGAGAGACGUGUUCCCAUGUCUUGUGCUAUGUCUUGUCUGUUAAUUGCUUGAAGGUGGUGGGCCCAACAAUUACCUGCUUUGCCCACACUAUAAUCUAGCCUUGAUAACUAGUGCUGUGAAAAAUAUUGGGCAAUUCUCCCAUCUGCCCAUAGGAUAUCAAAAAAUCAUCCAGAGUCACCAUUGGUCACCUCUCUUACCAAGGUUCUUCUCUGCUGAUUACUUAGUUUUGUGGGGAAGCCAACUCAAAGAGUCUUGGUUGUUCCAAAUGUCUUCCAUUUAAGAAUUAUAGAGACCACUCUGUCCUUGGGACCUUUAGGACCAUGUUCAAUCAACUGAAUUUACCACUGGUGAAGUCUAAUCAAGGUGUGGAAACAUCUCAGAGAUGAUCAAGAGAAAUGGUAGGCCCCCAGGGCUGAACUUCAAAUGUCAUAGGAAAGGAUCUAAAUAUGUACAGUGGUCAAUCAAAUUACAAUAUUGUUUCCGACUGUUGUAAGUUGAAACGAGUUGAAACCAUUGUACUUGAGUAAUGGUCAGUUGAAAAAGCCCAAAAUGUCAUCCAAGGACAAUAAAGAUUUAAUAAAUAUAAGCAGAUACCUAAGACAGAUAAAACAAUUCCUUACAUAUAACAGUCAGCAUUAGCUGCUAACUAUGAAAGCAAGAAAAAUAAAAAAUA